This is a messenger RNA of Dibothriocephalus latus, 693 nucleotides long. The record is from the annotation of a GenBank genome assembly. NCBI's taxonomy places the organism in Eukaryota, Metazoa, Platyhelminthes, Cestoda, Diphyllobothriidea, Diphyllobothriidae.
AUGCCACAGAUGCAGUCUCAACUGGAGGCGAACGUACAACAUUACAGGACGUACGUAGAACAGAAGAAGGCUGCAAACGAAAAACCGGCCUUUACGGUGGAAAACAUGCUGAGAGAACUAGCUGAGGCCCUGGACGAUCUGCAGUUUGUCCAAAGGGAGUAUUUGAGCUGCCAAGCACGCCUUAAGAUGGUCGCAAUCGGAGCAGCAUAUUAUGCCAACUUGGACAGAUUGGAGAAUUGGCUCCUUUUUAGCUUUGGUCUAUUUUCUUUCGCGCUGGAGCUGGGUGGCUUAACACUACGCACACCCGACGGUGUUGGAUUAACUGUUCCCUUCUAUCAUCACGCGGGCCUUUUGAUGGGAGCCACCGCCAUUUCCGUCAGUCUCUUCACUGUGGACAAAUACGAAACGGCUUUCAAUAACUUCAUACAACUGCACUACAGCCGCUGUAUGAGCUGUUUUUUUAUGGCAAAUGUCUGCCUGUGUUUUCUAUACUUUCGUAUGGUCAUGAUGGGACUAAUUGUUUACGAUGAUCUGGCGUCUGCGGAGAACAAAUUUAUCGAGUCGGACGCUGGGCAGCCCGAUGAUCAGAUACUUGCAAACAUGGACGACGGCAUGUUUGGUGCGGCGAUCGGAGGACCAGGUCAGGAACCAGGCGAAAAAGGGAAGAAAGGUAAAUUGUUCAAUUCUUAUUAA